Molecule: messenger RNA, 2737 nt
Organism: Cynoglossus semilaevis (tongue sole)
Lineage: Eukaryota; Metazoa; Chordata; Actinopteri; Pleuronectiformes; Cynoglossidae
Gene: lrrc42
Product: leucine rich repeat containing 42
Exons: 7
Coding region: 1375-2562 (395 amino acids)
Molecular function (GO): protein binding
Source: RefSeq, a predicted model, not a curated record
AGAUUGAGUGAUUAAUUUGUUGUUGUUGCACACCACCGCACAUAAGUGCAUUUAACCAAUUACCAUAGUGGGCAGGGGGCAGCCAAAGCUAACCCCCCAGGGAGCAGUGUGUGGGGAUGAACCUUAGAGGAUUCAAGUCCACUUCCUAAACCACCACAGCACGAGGAUGAACUGGACAUAUAUACUAUAAAAUUGGACAAAACAAUUCACCCUUAACUGUUAACAUUCUUACAAUUACUUGGCAUGUGAUCAACAAUAUUAUCAUUUCUUAAAUAUUGUUGGCUACAGGCUCAUUUUAGAUCAAAAAUGAUAUAAAUUGAUAGUUGAAUAGUUAAAUGAACUGAUGUAAGAUGAGUUUUUGUGUUGCUUCCUUCCUUCCUGAAUACUGAACAGUUAUGAGAGAUCAAAGAAAAAUGAAGUGGAUCUUGGGAUAUCCUUACAUCAAGAAAAGUAGGACACAACAAAGGAAAACUCUACAAGAAUUUUUUUUUUUUUAAAUACAGUACCUUAUAGCUAUAUCCAAUCACUAGAAAUAGAACAUGUCUUAAAUUAUAAUUAUAUCUAUUUUAUAAUUAUCUAUUAUUUUACAACUAAUACAAUCACAGAAGAAAUAAAAUAAAUAAAAUAGACUUUGUGUUUUGGCAUCGAUUACAGUGUACGUUUCAAAGGUGAAUACCCUUAAACAAACUAUUAAGCAAGCGAGAACUUUGUGCGGGUACAAUACAAGGCCACACAGAUGUUGUAUGUUUGGAUAGCAGUGUCUCUGACAUCAAAGAAAGGUUAGAUAAAAUAAAGUGGCAAAGAAUCUGUGAUUUCAACUGAGUUUAAAGACUUUAAGACAGCGCCUUUAGAGUAACAUACUCUGGGAUUUUCUUUUCUAACGAUUAACUUCAAAAGCUCAUAUAUGGUGUUAACAAAUCUGCUUCCUAUAAAUCUUUUCAAAAUGUAUUUAUUAUAUUUGGCAGAUUAUCACAAUUAUCUACUGAAUUGUUAUAAUUUAUACAUAUAAUUUUGUUAAAUACUUUCACUAAUGCAAAAUGUGGGUUUUUCUGAUUACGUCGUACAUAAAAAAGUCGAUGUCAUAUUAGUCGAUGUUUUAUUUUGGAGUUUCCCACAGGAAAAAGAAAGUUCGCCAAAUUACGUCAUGGGAAACCAACCGGAAGUAAACGUAUAUACCAGGAAAUAAACAUAUAGCCAACAAGCACCAAACUAAUACUAACUAUUACUCCAACAUCAUUUUACAGGAAUAAUUGCGUCAUAUUUAGUGACACUAUUUUUGCGCUACGAACCUAACAGUUGUCUUAAUGCAUUUGUUUUCUAUCGCUUUCAUGAGCCUGGAUUUGUUAUAACCCACAGCGAGAUCAACACCAGAGAAUGGACAAUAAUAGCAUUUAUGUGCGAGAGAAAGGCAAACUCCGUUGUGUCAGUGGCAUAGUACUUUCACAGCACAAGUCGGUGUCAUCCUGCAGGAGGACAAAUCCGUUCGUGGUAAAAAAGGAGCAUUUUAUAUUCACCUAUAACACAGAGGGAAGUCUGAGGUACUCCACCAAAUCCCUGUUCGAGCUCACGUUACGGUUCGUCGCUGACAACAUUCACCAUGUGGACUCUCUGGUGGGUUUCCCAGAGCAAAUAGGAGAUAAGCUGUUUGCUGCAGCAGAGGAGAACCGUGUGUUUUCAAACCCGGACAUUUCUUGUAAAGCCCUGCAGUUGUUCAGUGAUGCUUAUGGGCACAUGGUACUCGAAUCUCUAUGCCUGCGAAAUAGGUUCCCCCUCCUUCAUGAGAAAAUGGAUGAAAUAAAAACAUUCCAUGGCUUAAAAUGCUUGGAUUUGUUUGGCUGCAGACUGGGAGAUGACCAUGAGAUGUUUCAGCAUCUAACCUCUACCUCAUUGGCAAACUUAACCCACCUCGCUAUUGGUGGCAACAAUUUGUCAGAUGUUGGCCUGCAAAGACUGACGGCACCAAUACGGAUCAUGAAGAAGGGUCUGGGUGGUCUCCAGCUUUUGGAUAUUUCUCACAAUCCUAUCUCAGAAAAGGCUCUCAGAUACCUCAGAUGUCUCCCUAAACUGGAACAGCUAGAUGUUUCUGGGACUCUGUUAAAGCCUGGUGCAGAUUUGAAGAUAAGGAUCAGAAACCUGUUGGGAUUUGUUUUUUCGGAGAAGCCGCUGGACGUCUUUGAUCAUUCAAAAUGUAAAACUGAAGGCUGGGCAGAGCAGUGGGAGACAAAUAGCUUAAAGAUGCCAAAACUGAAGAAAGUUGACCCUUCGAGAACAUCCUCACAGCGCUUUUUUGGCAGGCAGAAGUUUGUCAGAGAGGUCCUGAACACUUCUCCCCUCAUCCAUGACAGUCAGGAUGACGUCACUAAAGACUGCCUGCAUUUCUUCAAACCUGCAGCAUAUAACCAAAAAAAUAGCGAUCAAAGUCCUGCAGAGAAGAAAGUAAUUGGUUCCUGUCAUGGUGUCAGAAAAAGAAAGAGGGAGUUGGAGACAUUGGACAAAUCCCAUCUUGGCCCGUCCUCCUCGUCUUUCUCUGCAGAAGACAUUGUGUUGUUGAACAGCUACUAAAUGAGGAGACCAUUCUGUAAAGAGCAGAACACAGGACUCCUGUGGCGAACACAGAGGUAACAAAUAAAUACGUGAAAUGACUCACACUGGUAAAAUAUACGUUUAUAAAUAAAGUUGUUUUUCUAUGAUGCUAACCUCCAUUUUGAAUAUUUUGUGAUUUAGAAAUGUACCCAGU